AUGCUAAGCGAUUACCAGUCUGAUGCAUCAAGCUUAGAAGAUGACGAUGAAUCUUUUGAUACAGACGAGACUGUAGAGUAUAGGACAGAAGAUGCAUUCAAGUUGAGUCAGCAAGUCAUGCUAAGCGAUUACCUGUCUGAUGCAUCAAGCUUAGAAGAUGACGAUGAAUCUUUUCAUACAAGCGAGACUAUAGAGUAUAGGACAGAAGAUACUUCAACUAUUUUACAAAGAAAAAGACGUAUGGAAACAGACAACAGUUCAAAAGAAAGGAAACGCGUUAAAUUCCGUGCUCAAAGUAACUCCUCAAAAUCUACCUCAGAUAACGAAAGAUCUGAUCAUAAUCUCGAUGGAGUAGUCAGAGGAAGUAAUAAUUUAGUUGAGGAAUGUCAUGUACCAUCGGACUCUAAUUUAGAGGAACAUGAACAGGAGAAAGAAACACGGAAAGACAAAGCAGUUCAGAAAUCUAACUCUUUACUUCGUACUACAAGACACUGCAGUGGUGCUAGUACAGGAUUCGAACAAAAUCGACCAGUCGGUGUGAUGCUAAUCCAUGACGAUUAUCGUUCAAGAAUACCGAGGAAAAUUUUAUUUACUUCAUUGAACGCGGCAAUUAAACAUUUCAAAAUAAAUUAA
Parnassius apollo (apollo) is the source of this 633-nucleotide messenger RNA. The record is from the annotation of a GenBank genome assembly. Lineage: Eukaryota; Metazoa; Arthropoda; Insecta; Lepidoptera; Papilionidae.